Molecule: messenger RNA, 1268 nt
Organism: Helianthus annuus (common sunflower)
Lineage: Eukaryota; Viridiplantae; Streptophyta; Magnoliopsida; Asterales; Asteraceae
Product: mitogen-activated protein kinase kinase kinase 18
Exons: 1
Coding region: 42-1172 (376 amino acids)
Biological process (GO): protein phosphorylation
Molecular function (GO): ATP binding; protein kinase activity
Source: RefSeq, a predicted model, not a curated record
ACUACAUACAAAACUCUCUCACUUCAACUUCUCUCUCUACAAUGAUAUGGAAAAGAGGCCCCAUCAUCGGCUGGGGAUCUUCCGCCACCGUCUCCGCCGCCACCACCUCCACCGGUGACCUUUUCGUCGUCAAAUCCACCACCCUUUCCACCUCUAAAUACUUACAAAAAGAACAAUACAUUCUUUCACAAAUAACCUCCAAACAUGUAAUCCAAUACAUGGGCUUUGACGUUACUUAUAACAACAACAAACCCAUGUAUAAUCUGUUCAUGGAGUAUGCUACCGGUGGCACAAUUACUGACAUGAUCAAGAAACUUGGAGGGUCACUUGAUGAGUGUUUAAUCCGGUCUUAUACUUAUCAAAUUCUACUAGGGUUGGAUGAUCUUCAGGUUAAUGGUAUAGUGCAUUGUGAUAUUAAGUGCCGGAACUUGUUAGUUUGCGAAAGCGGUGUGAAAAUCGGGGAUUUCGGGUGUGCGAAAAUGAUGGGAAAUGGUGGAAUGACGAGUUGCUUUUCCGGUACACCGGUGUUUAUGGCGCCGGAAGUUGCACGAGGCGAAGAACAAGGUUUUCCGGCUGAUGUAUGGGCUCUCGGGUGUGUGGUGAUUGAAAUGGCAACCGGGUUGAGCCCGUGGGCCGGGUUAAAUGAUCCAGUUUCGGGUUUAUAUAGAAUUGGAUAUUCAGGUGAAGUACCGGAGUUUCCAACAUGUUUAUCCGAGGAUGGUAAAGAUUUCUUGGAUAAGUGCUUCAAGGUGAAUGUAGAAGAAAGGUGGACGGUUAAAGAACUUUUGGAACAUCCGUUUGUUCGUAAUUUGAAUUCGAGUUACGAAAUGAGUAAUUCUCCGACAAGUAUAUUGGAUCAAGGUUUUUGGGAAUGUUUGCCAGUGUGUGAAAUAUCGAUGGAGCGGGCCCAAAUGGUUAAAUUUCCCGGUGAGUCUCCGGUGGAGAGGAUAAGGCGGUUGGUUGAAGUUGCUCCUUCGUGUUUGGCCCAUUGGAGCGAUGAAGAUGACUGGAUAGCGGUUAGGAGUAAUCAGGUUGAGGAAACGAAUGUUGAAUAUAGUGAUUGUUUUGGUAGUAUUGAUAAAGAGUCGUUUAGUUCUUUUAAUAUGAUUGUAGAUGACGAAGAAGACGAGCUUGAAAGCUUAGUCGUAAAUAAAUAUAAUAUGAUUUUAUAGUAUUCGAUUGUCACAUGACUAAUAAUAUUAUCAUGUCACGCCAAUUAGGUAAACUUAGAGCAGUUUCAAAGGUCAAAAAUUGUAUUAAUAAAGAUA